Cercopithifilaria johnstoni is the source of this 2013-nucleotide messenger RNA. NCBI's taxonomy places the organism in Eukaryota, Metazoa, Nematoda, Chromadorea, Rhabditida, Onchocercidae. The record is from the annotation of a GenBank genome assembly.
AUGACCGAAUAUGAUAAAACAACAACAACAGCAACAACAACAACAACAACAACAGCAACAACAACAACAACAACAAUAGCAACGCCAGCAACAGCAACAGCACAAACAUUAUCACAUCUUCUCAAUAUUCAUGUUCAUUUGGAUGAAAAUAAAACACCGUUAAAAGUGAUCCUAAAUGAAACAAAAUUAGCAAAUUGUUUUCCAAUCAAUCAAAAAUAUCAUUCUGAUAACACUAAAAAAGUAACAAAGAUAUGUAUUACAUCACUCGCAGAUGCAACAAAAACGGAUACAAUUGAUACAGCACUUUUACAUCGACGUCAUUCAACACCAAUCUUAUUACAACGCGAAAAAUGGUCCAAUAAAGUGGAAUUUUUACUUGCAGUAAUCGGUUAUGCAGUUGAUCUUGGUAAUAUAUGGCGAUUUCCAUCGACGUGCUACAAAUUUGGUGGAGGCGCAUUUUUAAUACCAUAUUUAAUAAUGCUUUUUAUUGGUGGCUUACCAGUAUUUUACAUGGAAUUAGUCCUCGGACAAUUUCAUCGUUCUGGUUGUAUAAGUAUUUGGAAAAAAAUUUGUCCAAUGUUUAAAGGUAUCGGUUAUGCUAUAUGCUUUAUAUGUACAUUUAUCGCUUGUUUCUAUAAUACUAUUAUUGCGCAUGCUGUAUAUUACUUAUAUAGUUCAUUACAGUCAGAAGUACCAUGGAAAACCUGUAAUAAUCCGUGGAAUACACCGUUAUGUGUAAUUAAUCCAAAUGAUUUUAAUGGUACCAUUGCAACCAAUCAAAAUGACAGUUUAAGAAUUAAAAUAAGAACACCAUCUGAGGAAUUCUUCCGAUUUAAUGUAUUGGAAGAGAAUUAUUCCCGCGGUUUCCAUGAUCUCGGUGCUAUUAAGCCAUCAUUGGCUUUAUGCCUCACUAUUGUUUUUAUUCUUGUCUAUUUUGCACUCUGGAAAGGACCACGAAGUAGCGGGAAAUAUGUAUGGAUAACAGCUACUGCUCCAUACAUUAUCCUAUCAGUUCUAUUCAUACGUGGAAUUACUUUACCUGGUGCAUCAAUUGGGAUUUAUUAUUAUUUGGUGCCAAAUUUUAAUAUGCUUCUUGAUAUUGAUGUUUGGACAGCAGCUGCAACACAAAUUUUCUUUUCACUUGGUCCUGGAUUUGGUGUAUUACUUGCAUUAAGUAGUUAUAAUGAUUUCCGAAAUAACUGUUAUCGAGAUGCGCUGGUAACAUCAUUUAUUAAUUGUGGUACAUCAUUCUUUGCUGGUUUUGUAAUAUUUGCAACUCUUGGCUAUAUGUCAACAAUAACAAAUUUACCAAUUGAUGAAAUUGUAAGUGAUGAUGAUGCAAAUAUGAUAUUUAUCGUUUAUCCACAAGCAAUUGCAACAAUGUCGUAUGCAAAUUGUUGGUCUUUUGCAUUUUUUGUUAUGUUAAUUACACUUGGAAUCGAUAGUACAUUCAGUGGAAUUGAAGCAUUGAUUACCGGAUUUUGUGAUGAAUAUCCGGAAGUGUUAGCACGAAGACGUGAAAUAUUCGUAGGUGUCGUAAUUGUUGCCUAUUAUUUUGGUAGUCUUCCAACUGUUACUUAUGGUGGUAAAUAUGUCAUACCAUUUAUUGAUGAAUACGGUGUAUCAUUAUCAAUAUUAUUUAUUGUAAUGUGUGAAAUGGUUGCCGUUUGUUGGUUUUAUGGAAUACGACAAUUCAGUAAAGAUAUUCAACAAAUGCUUGGCUUUUAUCCAGGAUUAUAUUGGAGAUUUUGUUGGACAUGUUGUCCAGUUGUUAUGACUACGAUAUUCUUGUUGACCAUCUAUCGAACAUCAUUGGAACCGAUGACCAUUGGAUCGUAUACAUAUCCACAAUGGAGUGUCUAUAUUGGGUGGUUCCUACGUCUAACAUCUGUUCUUAGCAUUCCAAUUUUUGCCAUUUAUUAUUUCUGCAUUGCUAAAGGAACAUUAAAAGAACGUUGGCAAUUUUUGAUAAAACCGUAUCAAACUGAUCGUGUUGCCGGAUAUCAUCAUUAA